UGGAUGUUAAUUUGACGAUGGAAGAAUCCUAAUUAGAUGAAAAAAUUUUGCCGCGCGCACGGCCCUCUCUGAUACAAAACGCACAGCUUCAUCUUGAACAGCUUCCUCUCCGCCAUCGCGCCGAUCGGAAAGAAUAUCGGAAGCGUAGGAGCUAAGUUGCAGACCAAGGAAGUGAAGCCCUUUACACAUAUAUACUUCAUCAUUGACCGUACACGUGUCCCAUCAAAACAAUAUAGCCAUUUCUCCAGUGACGUACGGUUCAGUCUCUUGGCAAAGAUGUUAUGAUUCGCUCGACUCGCCUGAUCGCCACACUCUACUCGCCCGAGUCACGCCACGUCUUCCUCUCUCUCCGCCGCUCUCCGAACACCCUCGCGCAAUUCUCCACCGUAAGGAAUCUCAGAUUUGCAGCCACUGCCACCGCCGGCGGUCCGCGUCAGCGCGACCCGAUACGGCUCCUGAUGGAUGCGGAAUCACCCUUGCCCGACCCGGCGGCAUCCGAAAACUUUGUCCACGUCGGGAACCCUACGAUUGGGGACUUGGCCGAUAGCAUCGUCGGUGUCGAUGCGCCGAGGGACGAGUACGACGACAAUGUUUCGACGACCGCCGAGGCUGAGAGUUCCGAACAGAGGAGGUUUCUUCCUGAGGAGCUGUCGAGGAGCGUCGUCGUGCUCACUUGUGAGUCCACGGCUGAGGGCGGCGUUUGCGACGUGCACCUGGUUGGAACGGCUCAUGUUUCGGUGGAAUCGUGCAGAGAAGUUGAAGCAGUGAUCAGCUAUUUGAAACCACAGGUUGUGUUCUUGGAGUUAUGCUCGAGUCGAGUGACUGCACUCACCCCUCAGAAUUUGAAGGUGCCGACAAUGGGAGAAAUGAUCGAAAUGUGGAAGAAAAAGCAUAAUGCCUUUGGGAUUGUUUACAGCUGGUUCCUUGCCAAGGUUUCAAGUAGGCUUGAGGUGUUUCCCGGUGCUGAGUUUCGUGUAGCAUAUGAAGAAGCAAUGAAGUAUGGCGGUAGGGUGAUACUUGGUGAUCGCCCAGUGCAGAUUACGAUACGAAGGACGUGGGCAAAAAUGCCACUUUGGCAUAAGAUAAAACUGCUGUAUUCCUUGCUUUUUCAAGCAGUCUUUCUACCCAGCCCUGAUGCUCUUAAUAAUAUGUUAAAGGAAAUGGAUGAUGUUGACAUGCUGACUCUCGUGAUUCAAGAGAUGAGCAAGGAGUACCCAACUCUAAUGGAAACACUCGUACAUGAACGAGAUCAGUACAUGUCAUCAACAUUACUGAGAAUUGCGAGCGAGAAUCGUUCAGUAGUUGCAGUAGUGGGAAAGGGGCACCUCCAAGGAAUUAAGAAGCAUUGGCAGCAGCCUGUUGUGGUGAAGGAUCUUUUGGUAAUUCCAUCAGAAAGGUCAGUUUUUUCCACCCGGAGAAUCGUUAAAUCUAUGGGUGUGGCGGUGACUGGGGCGGCCAUAGUAUCAGGCAUCUAUCUUGCAUCCAAGAGGAAGUAGAGCUCAGAAACUGAAUACUGACCACUUGAAUGAGAGGUUGAAGGCCAGCCAAUAUACAUGUGAUUCUUUAGGGAAAAUUUUAUUUGACCCAUAUAACCUCUUUUUUAAAUCCAACUAUCAAUAUUUCUUUGAUCUCAAAUUUAUUUCCUAAACUUCUCUCAGUAUAUAAAUUUAUUUUUACACCAAUUUAGAAAAUAAUAA
This is a messenger RNA of Malus domestica (apple), 1697 nucleotides long. RefSeq lists its product as uncharacterized. Gene Ontology annotation, cellular component: mitochondrial outer membrane. Lineage: Eukaryota; Viridiplantae; Streptophyta; Magnoliopsida; Rosales; Rosaceae. The record is from RefSeq and is a predicted model, not a curated record.